UAUCUAGAAGAUCGCGGAAUCUCAACGACCGGCUACUUAAAGAGCGGUCUGGUCGAGCUAGCAGUCGCUGCAGACAAAAUUCAUGUUCCCAGACUCGAAAGAAAAACGGCGGACAUCGACAGCGACUACAUCGCCAUUGAAGACGACGUUGUUAUCCCAAAUCCAUUUACAUUGAAAGCAGUGAAUGAUUUUAUGGACUGUCCACCUUUUGGACUCUAUGACAUUUUUAACCAUCUCAUUCAUCACUCAUGCGAAUACGAUAAGCAAGGCCUCGCAUCAUACAAAUCGUUUGAUGAUUAUCGACUUUUUGAAGAUGGAUACGUUGUAUCCUUGCUUAAGACUAUUCUGAAGAAUGAGGGUAUCCAUGUUGUCAURGGGAAAGUUCUUCCAUCAAUGAYAGAAAAGACGAAGGAAGGGAAGGAACAUUAUGACCUUUGGUUCGCUUUAGAAGGCAGAGGAAAGAGAAGAGYUAGUGUUUUACAMGCUCGUUGUCGAUGUUUGGGAGGGCGCGAUGGAGGUUGCAAACACAUUGCUGCAGCAAUGUACUCACUUGAUGAUCUACUGAAUAACAGAAAAASGGAGAGRGUGACAAGUGGUCCUUGCCUUUGGGUAAAAAGACCGAAGGCAGAAACCAAACCAMCAGAAAUAAAAGAUCUAGUGAUCAAGAAAAGCAAGAUUGUACCAGCAUGCAAAAGAAAACGUGUGCGCCCGUACGAGCAAAAUAUUGAAGACGUAGAUGUUAGACACGAUUUGGAUAAAACUCCACGAGACGUAACAUCGAUGGAAAAGUUCACAUUAAAAAUGUGUAAGCUCAACCAUGUGCCUGCAGUGUUACCUCUGUUUCGGCACCUUUACCUUAAUGAAGUUAAUUAUCAGAAAACCACUGAGAAUGAAACACAGCAGGUAGAUUAUAAACUUAAKAGCCCCAACCUACUUGAUGAAAAAAUCAAACAAAUAAUAAACAAUCGAGGACAAGACAUCGAUCCAUCAAACAUUCUAAGCUUACUAAAUAUCUCUAGAAGUGAGAUUGAAAGUGUGGAAAUGAGAACAAGGGAUCAGUGGAAAUGUAGUGAGUGGUAUGAAUCUAAGAUAGGGUUCAUAACUGCAUCCAAAUGCCACAGAGUCUUUACAAGGCAAAUAUCACUAGAAAACGAUAGCACACAGAGUGCAUGUGCAUUGAUAAGGGAGCUAUGUAUAUGUAGACCUCCUGUGAACAUGCUGUCGUUUGAGAAGGAACACCCGGAAAAUGCUAGGGAUUGGGGUUUAUAUCAUGAGAAAACUGCCAGAAAGAAUUAUGUGAGAAUUGAAAGCCACAACCACCACAAAUUGCAGCUGCUCAGUAAAGGUUUUCUCAUUUCUGAAAAAAAGCCAUUCCUUGGUGCCAGUGUUGACAAUAUUCAGACAUGCGAUUGUGCAGAUAUGUGUUCUGAUUGUGUUAUUGAAUUCAAGUGCCCAUGGAAGCAUAAAAACAUGCACCCAAAAGAAGCAUUUUUAACACCAGAAAUUGGAGGAAUUGUUGUUGAUGGGUCAUAUGUUUUGAAGCCCACCUCGAAAUACUACUUUCAAGUACAGCUACAAAUGUUUGUAACUGGACUUCAUUUUUGUGCUUUUGUUGUGUGGACAACUCUUGGGAUAUUCACCACCAGAGUAAUUUAUGAUGAAGCAUUCAUGCUAAACGUAUGCAGAAAACUGGAAGCAUUCUGGGUUGGAAAUGUAGCACCCUAUCUCAUAUCCAAACAUCUACCCAUUAAAGCUUUGAGACAAGAGCGCUUUGUUGUACUUGGUCUUCUGUCGGUUACUGAUUUCCUUAGUGGUCUUGUAAYCCAGCCCCUUCUUGUUGGAAAAGAACUGUACCAUUUAACGAACAAACAAGUGAACUGUGACCUCGAUGGCGCUUUUUACCUCAGUGGUACGUUAUUAUCGUCUGCUUCGUUAUGUCAGUUAGCCUGCGUUACGUAUGAGAGGUACGUUGGUAUAACGGAUCCACUGAACUAUCACGCAMCRCGUCGCAUCACCWUAUCCAAACUASUUUGCGUAGCAGUAGUGAAUUGGCUCGUCCAUGUCAUCGUGAUUMUAGUUUACGGAACAACACUCUUAAUUCAAUACACCAUCAUCGCCAUCCUUAUCCUUGCKAUUGUGCUUAUAUUUUGCAUUUUUUAUUGGUAUAUUAAGAUUUUUAGAAUAUUGAAAAGGCAUCASCGAGAAAUACUAGCACAGCAUCGCAGUGUGCAASCUGAAUCUGACUUGAUCAGACAUCUAAAGGAUCGAAAGUCAGCCAGUACGGCYGCGUGUCUUGUAGUGGCUUUUGGUSUGAGCUUCUUGCCAAUCAUCACCAUCACAAUCAUCUCUUUCGUUAAAACGUACGAUGGUUCAGAUGUCAGAGGACCUUCUUUCUUUGCWCUUGARCCAUGGAUUGACAUAUGCGUGCACUUAAACUCCCUAUUCAGUCCUCUUAUUUUCGGAUUCCGAACUUCCGAAUUUAAAAGAUUUUUCCGAACCCUUUGUGGUUGUCGGUCGCAUAAUAGUGUUGCCCCUCAGGCAUUCGUAUUGGGAGUAGAGCUGCAUGAAACGAGAUCUAUACCAAACAAUAACCAUACCUCUACCCAUUUYGUACCUCUGAACACGCCCAUGCAAAUUGAUAACCGUGUGAAUGCAGGUACAUGAAAAGAGAUUAGACAGAAUUGAUCAAUAAUUAAAGACACCAAAGCCUGUAACAUACUUGAAUCUAAUAUAGCAUGAAUGCAAUGUGUCUAUGAAUCGGAGUAUAUGACUUAACAAGCGCAAUGAUUGUUACAAUUUUCACAUUUACGAAAAUUUUGUACWGGAUGAUUGGAACUUUGCAAGUAAACUAAAUCGACCUACAGAGAAAUGCGACUAGUGCAGCCCUUGGGUAUAUAUAUAGAAGUAAAGGAAAGGAUCG
Molecule: messenger RNA, 2920 nt
Organism: Exaiptasia diaphana
Lineage: Eukaryota; Metazoa; Cnidaria; Anthozoa; Actiniaria; Aiptasiidae
Exons: 2
Biological process (GO): G protein-coupled receptor signaling pathway
Cellular component (GO): membrane
Molecular function (GO): G protein-coupled receptor activity
Source: RefSeq, a predicted model, not a curated record